Molecule: messenger RNA, 1000 nt
Organism: Notechis scutatus (mainland tiger snake)
Lineage: Eukaryota; Metazoa; Chordata; Lepidosauria; Squamata; Elapidae
Source: RefSeq, a predicted model, not a curated record
AUGACACACCAGAGGACUCAUUCUCAGGAGAAAGCUUAUGAAUGUCCUGAGUGUGGGAAAAGUUUCAGUCGGAAUUCCACCCUUGUGACACACCAGAGGACUCAUACAGGAGAAAAACGGUAUGAAUGUUCAGAAUGUGAGAAAUGUUUCAGUAAGAAUUCCCAUCUGGUGGUACACCAAAGGACUCACACUGGGGAGAAACCCUUUAAAUGUUUUGAGUGUGGGGAAAAAUUCAGUCAGACUUCCAGCCUGGUGACACACCACAGGAUUCACACAGGAGAGAAACCAUUUGAAUGUCCAGAGUGUGAGAAAACUUUCAGUCAUAAUUCCAGCCUGGUAACACACCAGAGGACUCACACAGGAGAAAAACCGUAUGAAUGUCCAGAGUGUGGGAAAUGUUUCAGUAAGAAUUCUACCCUCGUGACACAUCAGAGGACUCAUACAGGAGAGAAACCAUAUGAAUGUCCAGAUUGUGGGGAAAGUUUCAGUCAGAAUUCCCACCUCGUGCUACACCAGAUGACUCACACAGGAGAAAAACCAUAUGAGUGUCCAGAGUGUGGGAAACGAUUCAGUAGGAAUUCCGGCCUAAUGACACACCAGAGAACUCAUACUCUGGAGAAACCAUAUGAAUGUCCUGAGUGUGGAAAACGUUUCAGUCAGAAUUCCAGCCUCGUUACACACCAGAGGACUCACACAGGAGAAAAGCCAUAUGAAUGUCCAGAAUGUGGGAAAUGUUUCAGUAACAGUUCCAGCCUGGUGACACACCAGAGGACUCAUUCCAAGGACAAACCAUAUGAAUGUCCUGUGUGUGGGAAAAGUUUCAGUCAAAUUUCCAGUCUGAUAACACACCAGAAGAUUCACACAGGAGAAAAACCGUAUGAAUGUUCAGAUUGUGGGAAAAGUUUCAGUAAGACUUGUAACCUGGUGACGCACCAGAGGACUCACACAGGAGACAAACCGUAUGAGUGUUUAGAUUGUGGGAAAAGUUUCAGUCAGAAUU